CAACGAUGUGAAGGUUAUAAGCUGCACUGCAUGGUUGCUGCUGGAUGUGUUGUGUUCCUGGCUUCCCUCUGGAUGCUGACAGAAACAAGGGAAUUUCUGCUGAAGUGACAAGGCAAGCCAGAGCCAAAGCAGGUUGGACCCAGCUUGUCCCCACAGAGACGUGUGCUUCCCUCUCUCUCUGAGAGCGACCUGUUAACCGCAAAUACCUGGAAGGUCUGGGACAUGGAGAACGACCCCUCGAGACGAAGAGAGUCCAUCUCUCUCACACCUGUGGCCAAGGGUCUGGAGAACAUGGGGGCUGAUUUCUUGGAAAGCCUGGAGGAAGGCCAGCUCCCUAGGAGUGACUUGAGCCCCGCAGAGAUCAGGAGCAGCUGGAGCGAGGCGGCGCCGAAGCCCUUCUCCAGAUGGAGGAACCUGCAGCCAGCCCUGAGAGCCAGAAGCUUCUGCAGGGAGCACAUGCAGCUGUUUCGAUGGAUCGGCACAGGCCUGCUCUGCACUGGGCUCUCUGCCUUCCUGCUGGUGGCCUGCCUCCUGGAUUUCCAGAGGGCCCUGGCUCUGUUUGUCCUCACCUGUGUGGUCCUCACCUUCCUGGGCCACCGCCUGCUGAAACGGCUUCUGGGGCCAAAGCUGAGGAGGUUUCUCAAGCCUCAGGGCCAUCCCCGCCUGCUGCUCUGGUUUAAGAGGGGUCUAGCUCUUGCUGCUUUCCUGGGCCUGGUCCUGUGGCUGUCUCUGGACACCUCCCAGCGGCCUGAGCAACUGGUGUCCUUCGCAGGAAUCUGCGUGUUCGUCGCUCUCCUCUUUGCCUGCUCAAAGCAUCAUUGCGCAGUGUCCUGGAGGGCCGUGUCUUGGGGACUUGGACUGCAGUUUGUACUUGGACUCCUCGUCAUCAGAACAGAACCAGGAUUCAUUGCGUUCGAGUGGCUGGGCGAGCAGAUCCGGAUCUUCCUGAGCUACACGAAGGCUGGCUCCAGCUUCGUGUUUGGGGAGGCGCUGGUCAAGGAUGUCUUUGCCUUUCAGGUUCUGCCCAUCAUUGUCUUUUUCAGCUGUGUCAUAUCCGUUCUCUACCACGUGGGCCUCAUGCAGUGGGUGAUCCUGAAGAUUGCCUGGCUGAUGCAAGUCACCAUGGGCACCACAGCCACUGAGACCCUGAGUGUGGCUGGAAACAUCUUUGUGAGCCAGACCGAGGCUCCAUUACUGAUCCGGCCCUACUUGGCAGACAUGACACUCUCUGAAGUCCACGUUGUCAUGACCGGAGGUUACGCCACCAUUGCUGGCAGCCUGCUGGGUGCCUACAUCUCCUUUGGGAUCGAUGCCACCUCGUUGAUUGCAGCCUCUGUGAUGGCUGCCCCUUGUGCCUUGGCCCUCUCCAAGCUGGUCUACCCGGAGGUGGAGGAGUCCAAGUUUAGGAGGGAGGAAGGAGUGAAACUGACCUAUGGAGAUGCUCAGAACCUCAUAGAAGCAGCCAGCACUGGGGCCGCCAUCUCCGUGAAGGUGGUCGCCAACAUCGCUGCCAACCUGAUUGCGUUCCUGGCUGUGCUGGACUUUAUCAAUGCUGCCCUCUCCUGGCUGGGAGACAUGGUGGACAUCCAAGGGCUCAGCUUCCAGCUCAUCUGCUCCUACAUCCUGCGGCCUGUAGCCUUCUUGAUGGGUGUGGCGUGGGAGGACUGCCCAGUGGUAGCUGAGCUGCUGGGGAUCAAGCUGUUUCUGAACGAGUUUGUGGCCUAUCAAGACCUCUCCAAGUACAAGCAACGCCGCCUGGCAGGGGCCGAGGAGUGGGUCGGCGACAGGAAGCAGUGGAUCUCCGUCAGAGCUGAAGUCCUCACGACGUUUGCCCUCUGUGGAUUUGCCAAUUUCAGCUCCAUUGGGAUCAUGCUGGGAGGCUUGACCUCCAUGGUCCCCCAACGGAAGAGCGACUUCUCCCAGAUAGUGCUCCGGGCGCUCUUCACGGGAGCCUGUGUGUCCCUGGUGAACGCCUGUAUGGCAGGGAUCCUCUACAUGCCCAGGGGGGCUGAAGUUGACUGCAUGUCCCUCUUGAACACGACCCUCAGCAGCAGUAGCUUUGAGAUUUACCAGUGCUGCCGUGAGGCCUUCCAGAGCGUCAAUCCAGAGUUCAGCCCAGAGGCCCUGGACAACUGCUGUCGGUUUUACAACCACACGAUCUGUGCACAGUGAGGACAGAACAUGCUUGUGCUUCUGCGCUUCUGAGGGCUGUUCUCCCCCGGGAACCAUCUGUCCCCACCUUCCCUUUCCCAGAGCCCUCUUCAGGGAAGCCACAGGACUUAGACCCAGCUCAAUCCCACAAUUGGGAAGGGUUCAUGGAGUGAGUGUGCAGAGAGUGAGUGAGGACAUAAGGAAGGACAUGUCCCACUCCAUCCCCCUUCCUGCUCCCCCAUUUCCUAACUCCCCCAGUGUGAAUUCUCAGGGUCACUUCUGCCUCCUCCCGUUUCCCCUCCACAUCCAAACAGCACCCUGGUCCUCUCUAUCCCCCCUCUCCUGGGGUCCCUCACAUGCCCCUUCCCUUCUGUUGUGGGCUGCACACCAAAGCCUCCUCCCCUCCCCACUUCCUAGGCACUAGGAUCUCUCUGUGGCUUCCCCUGCUGGGUGGUGUCACCUCUUUCUCUGCUUUCAGAGAAACCCUUCCCGCCUUUCCUCAGAGUGCUUCCCAAACUGAGGUCCCAUGGCACACUGUCCUGGGAGGCGUUCAGAGGGUUCCAUGAUGGACUAGGUUUGGAACCACUGGGUUAAAUAAACUUAGAGAGGGCUGUUUAGA
This is a messenger RNA of Homo sapiens (human), 2770 nucleotides long. RefSeq names its product solute carrier family 28 member 1 (gene SLC28A1). Gene Ontology annotation, molecular function: nucleoside transmembrane transporter activity. The coding region runs from base 223 to 2172 and encodes 649 amino acids. Gene Ontology annotation, cellular component: apical plasma membrane; brush border membrane; plasma membrane. The transcript is spliced from 19 exons. NCBI's taxonomy places the organism in Eukaryota, Metazoa, Chordata, Mammalia, Primates, Hominidae. Gene Ontology annotation, biological process: nucleoside transmembrane transport. The record is from RefSeq and is marked validated.